This is a messenger RNA of Pocillopora verrucosa, 3489 nucleotides long. RefSeq lists its product as uncharacterized. The record is from RefSeq and is a predicted model, not a curated record. Lineage: Eukaryota; Metazoa; Cnidaria; Anthozoa; Scleractinia; Pocilloporidae.
AAACGCGCACACUUUGACAGCCUAAAUCAAGUAAUUACUUGCCUUGUCUUCUAAGUAUGAUCAGAAUGAUAAACAAUGAGGUUUGAUCGCCUUCGAUUCGCUCGAAUCGUUCUGCGGAGAUAAAUGAAAUUGCUAUCUGUUCGGUUUUGCCUGGUGUGUUGGCCAACAGAACAAACUCCUGCGAUCGAGGCACUCAUCCGCGAUUUUGCGGUCGAAUAACACGAUGAAGGUUCUUUGCGUUGAGUAAACAAUUGCCUUUCAAACACCAGUUCAAUAUUUACAAGACGAAGAAGUGAACACUUAGUUUGUUUCCCGACGGGAGCCGCAGAUUGACGAUGUUACAAAGGAUGGUCAUAGAAUUAAUUUAACCCCUUCGUGUUUGGUCAUUGUGAAUUUGGCAUAUCUGUUGGCUUCCAGCAGAGCUGUUGGAGUAGAGUAAAAAUUCAUCUCAGAUGAUGUGAAGGAAUGCGUCUUCGUAUGAUUCUACAGAGCAAAUACGGAGAAAAGCGCAAAAUCAGAGCUGUAUCUUUCGUCCAGUUGCUGAAACUCAACGGAAACGUAAACAUUGCAUGCAUUCUGUUUAUUACGAGCUAGUUGUGGUCCACUUCACUACAGCUUGUCACGAAGACAGUGAGCCCUUUCGAGCUCUCGUCGUUAUAUUUUCUUUCCAAGCUGUUCACUAAACUAGACUUCCGCUCUGAGAGUAUUGAUCAUUUAAAUAACAAAAAAUUGCCUUUAAAAUUGGAGCUGAUGCGUCGGCGGAGCUUAUAAGCUGAGUGGAUGUCUAUUGCGCGAUAGACAUGAGGUUCACAUGUUUUAAAUGGUUUACCACUUUUACUUAUGCGCUUCAGCUGGUCACAGCAAGACCUAGAACAUCACGAGAGGCCGGAUCGUUACCAAUUGCUUGUCAGAGCAUAGAGCUACUUAUCGACGAUGAAGGAACCAUAACAAGUCCAAAUUUUCGGGGACCAUAUCCAGCCAACUCUUCCUGCACAUGGAUUAUAACGCCCCCGGAAAAAGCGAAUGUUUCUUUACGGUUUUCAUCGUUUAACAUCCAAUCAAGUUCCAAGCAGUGUGGAGGGAUUAAAUGCAAUUGUGACUUUGUCCAAAUAAGCGAACUUGGCUCUGCGUCUAGUAAUGCAGGAUUCAACACGAAAUAUUGUGACGGUAAUCGCCCUCCGGACAAGAUUCUUUAUUUGAUGUCUGGGGUCAGAAUUCGAUUCGUUUCUGACUCAACUGGCGAAGAGACUGGGUUCGAACUUCAUUAUAAAACCCUUCAUACACCAGCACCUGCUCCAACGAUGGGCGUAUCUGGAGCAUCUGUUAAUCAAACCGUUGUCACGACAACAUCUGGCUCGUCUUCAAAUCUAAACGUGUCGAGUUUCAGUAUUCCUUUGCCCACAUUUACAAGCAAAGCGCCGAUAAACUCUUCAUCGGAAAUUGUUUUGCAAGUUACACCAGAAACACGAAUACCGACAGAACUCACUGGUGUUCAGACUCCGUUACCCAGAAGAACAUUGCCAGUCAGUUCAGCUGGAGCGGGGAGUGCUUGGACAACACCGGUUCAUACCGUUUUGGCUAAGGAACAGAAGGUAGUCGAAGAGAAAGUCCCAGACAUUAUAGUCCUUGGACCAUCUGUACCUGUUGUGAUGAUAUUUGUCAUUGUUGUCGCUGGUAUUGCUUGGUGGAAUUACAAGUUUAACUCGGAAGAGCACAACAGGUAUGAAUCCUACGCAAAGAAAAGUGCAGCCAAAAAGCGGCAGAAGAGAACGAUGCACAACAUUAGUAAAGGUAAUCUCUAUAAUGAGAUGACAAAGACCUGGAAAGGCCAGUCUUCUAACCCUAAUGCAGGAAGACCCAGUCCCAUGGUUGGAGGAUAUAAGAAAAUAUCGUUUGCGGGAAGACUUCUGGAGUUAGCAGAAGGCGUACGAACUCCUAGGCCCUCCCGUCCAUCCUCGUACGCGGAGGAGACUGUGCCUCUGACAAAGCCGUCGACUGGCAAAGGCCCGUACCUGUCACCGGGCGUGGCUACCACUGGAGGUGGUUCGAGACCCAGUUCUCGCCCAGCCUCUCUGUUGCUGAGAGAUGCUUUGGUUAAUAUGUUUGGGGAGGGAAAGGAAAGUGAAAGUCAGACCCAGGGUUCUGGUUCCCCGUCCAAAAGAGCUUCCAAGCGAGUAUCAUUCAUCGAUGAAGAAGCAGGACAUCCGUUGGUUCAGCACGAGACCAUUCCACCCGAACAAAUUGAAGAAAUUCACGACGAACCAGAGGAAGAUGAUGACAAUAGCAAAGAAGAAACAGACGAUACUGUGAAACCUGCAAGGAGAUUACCGAUCCCAGCUAUUCUUGUUAGGCAGCCGAGUGAAGAUACAGACUUUGCAGUGGAUUCGCCUUCUAGAACUUCCAGUUUUCAUAAGGAUGAGGACCCUGUGCUCGUGGAGGAAUCACCGGACUUGCAGGCGGCGAUGCCGGACCAAGGUGCAUACCACGAAAAUGAAGACAGUAGUGGGCCGCGUUGGAACGACUUUGGUGAAAAUUACACGGACUCUUCAUCAGAGGACAUUCCAGAUAGAAGCCUAAUAUUUCCUGAUCUAGAAGACUUUCUUCUAAAUUUAGAUAAGGAUUCAGACUUAGAUGAGCCGCCAUACAGCUGUGCGAGUCACAUAGGAGACAUUUUAAGGAAAAGUUAUGGCGACGAAGGGCUAAGUGGCCUGGGUCCAGAAACCGUGUUGGAUGUUCCAGAAGAGUUCGUCGGGAUGAUGCGCAACCCUUCCAUGUCACAGGAUUCCAUUACAAAAGAAACAGACCUAGUUGAUGACGUGGAUUAGAUGUCUGUUUCAAGGUUCUGAAACCAAACGAGUGGUCUCGGAAUCAAUUUUUCCAUUUAAGAGCACGCUUAGGUCUGGCCUCUGACUUGAAAAGCGCAAGACACCACUUUAUCGUCCAACAGUUGAGUGAAAUCACCACGCGCUAUGGUCUUCCAUUUCGACCUCUUUGAUUCGACAAAGUUGUCAGCUUCGCUAGCGAAUGACGCUUGAGUUUGAAGUCCAUAAAGAUGACAAACUUAAGGGAGCUCUGACUCUUUCUAUUAAUAAUUCGUUUGAGGUAUAACUUAGUUCUUCUAAAGAAAAUCGAGAAAAGGAGCUCGUUUAAAAGUUUGGUGAAUUUUACAUAAAAGAAGGAAACUUUGCUUUCCUCAAGUGUCAAUUAUUCAAUGUUCAAGACGGUGGUAGCUUUUACCAUAUUUUUUAUUACCACGCUGUAUUAUACUGAUGAUAAAAUUUGAAGUAAGAGCUUGACAUUCUGGUGCUACUGUCAAGUAAAAAUGUAUUAAAAGCCAACUGAGAUAUAAUAAAUGAGUCGCGUUAAAUGCACGGGGAGCUUAUUUAAGUCUAAGGAAGACCGUGGAUGGGUGGCUCUUAUUCGAUUGAAGGCGUAAUUUGAUAUGAUUGUUUUUAUUUACCUAUCAUUUUUUAGCCAUAAACUCCGCAU